Molecule: messenger RNA, 4518 nt
Organism: Cuculus canorus (common cuckoo)
Lineage: Eukaryota; Metazoa; Chordata; Aves; Cuculiformes; Cuculidae
Gene: ITK
Product: IL2 inducible T cell kinase
Exons: 17
Coding region: 70-1965 (631 amino acids)
Biological process (GO): intracellular signal transduction; NK T cell differentiation; B cell receptor signaling pathway
Molecular function (GO): non-membrane spanning protein tyrosine kinase activity; protein binding; ATP binding
Source: RefSeq, a predicted model, not a curated record
UUUUUUAAAUUAACUGUCUUCUUGAAUAUCUUUCUCGGACGGGCACUCAACACGAAGGACAGGCAUUCCAUGUCUGAAGAGAGGACCAUUUUUGGCUCAGCCAUGAAUAAUUGUGUGCUGCUGGAGGAAUUGCUGAUCAAAAAAUCCCAGCAGAAGAGAAGAACUUCACCCUCCAACUUUAAAGUGCGCUUCUUUGUCUUAACCAAAUCCAAGCUGGCUUACUAUGAACAUCGCCAUGGGAAAAAAAGGACUUUGAAGGGCUGUGUGGAACUUUCCAGGAUUAAAUGUGUGGAAAUUGUGAAAAGUGACAUCAUCAUUCCCUGUCAGUAUAAAUAUCCUUUCCAGAUCGUCCAUGAUAACUACGUACUCUACGUGUUUGCACCCAAUCGUGAAAGUCGGCAGAGAUGGGUCUUUACACUGAAGGAAGAAACCAGAAACAACAACAAUUUGGUUUCAAAGUGUCAUCCAGAUUUUUGGAUAGAUGGCAAGUGGAGAUGCUGUGCUCAGACAGAGAAGAUGGCACCUGGCUGUGUGGAGUAUGACCCCACCAAAAAUGCCUCAAAGAAGCCUCUUCCUCCCACUCCUGAGGAUAAUUGGAAAUUGUUGCUAGACCCAAGAGAAGCCUUAGUCAUAGCCAUAUACGACUAUGAAGCCCAGAAUCCACAGGAGCUGACGUUACAGUAUAACGAGGAAUAUUAUGUGAUUGACAGCUCUGAGGAACAUUGGUGGCUGAUUCAAGAUAAGAAUGGGCAUGAAGGCUAUGUGCCGAGUAGCUACCUGGCGGAAAAAUCACCUGAGAAUCUGCAAAUAUAUGAAUGGUACAAUAAGAACAUCAGCAGGAGCAAAGCCGAAACACUCCUCAAGGAUGAGGGUAGAGAAGGUGCCUUCAUGGUGAGAGACUCCAGGCAGCCUGGCAUGUACACAGUUUCUGUUUUCACCAAAGCAUUAAGCACGGAUAACAAUCCCGUUAUAAAGCAUUAUCACAUCAAUGAGACAACUGACUUUCCCAAGCGGUAUUACUUGGCAGAAAAGCAUGUGUUUGACUGCAUCCCUGACCUUAUCAACUAUCACCAGCACAACGCAGCAGGUCUUGUGACUCGUUUGCGGUAUGCAGUCUCUUCUUGGAGAAAAAAGGCUCCAAUCACUGCAGGGCCGAGCUACGGAAAAUUGGUCAUUAACGCCUCUGAGCUCACCCGUGUUCAGGAAAUUGGCAGUGGUCAGUUUGGGGUUGUCUACCUUGGUUACUUGCUGGAGAAGACAAAAGUAGCUAUAAAGACCAUUCGUGAAGGAGCAAUGUCUGAAGAGGAUUUCAUCGAGGAAGCUAAAGUCUUGAUGAAGCUGUCUCACCCCAAGCUGGUCCAGCUUUAUGGCGUGUGCUUUGAGAGCACUCCCAUAUGCCUGGUUUUUGAGUUCAUGGAGAACGGCUGCUUGUCUGACUACCUCAGGAGCCAGCGGGGCAGCUUUUCAAAGGAAACCCUGCUAGGGAUGUGCCAAGAUGUAUGUGAAGGAAUGGCUUAUCUGGAACAAAACUCUGUCAUCCACAGAGACCUGGCCGCUAGGAACUGCCUGGUGGGGGAAUCCCACGUGGUCAAAGUGUCUGACUUCGGGAUGUCAAGGAUUGUUCUUGACGAUCAGUAUACCAGCUCCACAGGUACCAAGUUUCCAGUCAAGUGGUCUGCUCCAGAGGUUUUCUCCUACAGCAACUAUAGCACCAAAUCUGAUGUUUGGUCAUUUGGAGUGCUGAUGUGGGAGGUCUUCAGUGAAGGUAAAAUCCCAUAUGAGAAUCGCACCAAUGGAGAAGUGGUAGAAGAAAUCAAUGCAGGAUUUCGGCUCUACAAACCCAAGCUGGCCUCCAAGGCAAUUUAUGAGGUCAUGAGCCACUGCUGGAGGAUGAGGAAAGAUGAACGGCCAUCCUUUUCUGCUCUUCUAUACCAGCUGAGUGAAAUCUCCGAGUUUGAUCUGUAGUCAUGGCACCAGCCACUAAGCAAGGCCAAAGGAGUCCUGAGAGGGCAGAUGGCUGAAUUUUCCCCUCACAAAGCAUUAACAUGAAUCCUCUCACCAUAAACACUUGCCACAUGUCUGGGUUCUAGAAGAGGGCAAAGGCUGCUGCAUCUAGACAGACAAGACAUCCCCAGGUCUUCCAGGGCCCAGAGAGACAUAGGCUGUGGUUUGGCCAAGAAUGUGGUUUGAAACUCACAAGCAGAUGCAACAAUUGAGCACUGAGUCCUAAACCAAACAAUCCAGCAAGUUUAUUGUUCCUGAAGAUAUAGCAUCAAAAAUAAGAGAUCUGACAUUGCUAUUCCAGUUCUGUGAACUCCCAAAUUAAGGUCUUCCCUGGGGAAAAUAACUCUUUCUUUAACCGAGGAGGAACAUUUAGACAUUUCCAUGGUGCUCUAAUUCAGAGUAGGCUGGACGUGAAAGCUUCGAACAAGAAUAAGCCUGGGAUACCCAGGAACAGGCUGAUUUAGUGACUGUAAUUCUGAUGCUGAUGUUUCAGGGUGGUUUUGUUCAUGUUUGCAUGGUUUUCUUUGAAACUGUGGCAUAACAGGAACAGGAUUCUGUUACCCAGUAAACUGAAGAGAUGUCUGCAUGUGCAUGUCUGUUUGUAAGCAAGGAAAAGCAACACAUUGAAGAGUCUUGAAAUCCUCUGAAAUUGCAUUGUAUAGUGAGAUGGACAAUGGGACUCUGGUGUAAGGAAGACAUUCUUGGAGGAAGGCAGUCAAAGCUGAAAGUUAGUAUUGGUUUUAGACUGUAUUCAGUCUUUCUACAUCAGAAGAGAAAUCCAUCUGGUUUCUUUGAAUGGAGUAUGGAGAACUGAGCAGUGCAGAGUGCUGUGUGUCUCCAGCCCAGGAAAAGACAUGAUCUCAGGACCUGAUUAUCUGUGAAAGGCACAGGUACCUACUCCUGAACUAGCAUGUUGGGAAAAAGAAGAGCCGGAGGGCUUGGAAGGGUAGCCACAAGGAGGAAACGUGCAAACUAUGUGGUCAGUGCACCAAUGACACUGAGAAGAGUUUUCUCCUACUUCAAAGUGUAACCAAAUCAUCACAAGUAAAGACUUUCCCAUCCCUUCCAUGAACAAACUGGUGAAUCCUCUGAGGACUGAUCAAAGCAAAUGUCCUAUGCGAAAGGACUGCCUGGGUACUAACUCCACGAGGAGUUCCACAUUACAUAGUGACAGCAGAAGAAGGUAUAAACAAUAUCCAUCUCCUGGCACUUCAGUGUCAAUCUACUUUUUCACUGAAAGAGAGACACUGCUUUGAUGUAACUGACCUCAAAAAGAAAGGUGUAGGGGCUAGUGUCCUGCAGAACAUGUAAAUAAGAUCAGGACUUUCUGCUUAGCAUUAACAAUAACUAGAGAAGUCAAGAGGACUCAGAUGAUAUGUGCAUAUAUGCAGUGGUUUUUGAUGCUUCUCUGUUUGGGCAGGUGAUAACAUGAGUAAACCAUACGUACAGCAGUUUACAAAAACUCUGAAGUGCAAAUUUCCAGCAGCAAUCUCUCCCAUCGUUACACAAGUCGAGUUCAAAUAUGUUUGCCAACAAAAAUGGAACAAGGAAAUACUGUAAUCCCAUGAUCUCACAUAUCCGGUGUCAAACUAUUUCUUCAUAGAAGGGGGCUUAAUGUUUUUGUAUUUUUCAGAGCCACGGUUCUAGGGUGGCUGUUAGGAGUCAGAAUAUCUUUUCAGGUCUGUGGAUACAGGCAAGGGCAUUAGUUUCCACCUUACACAUCUUCCCACUUUGCUUUGAUUCCACUUUAUUUUCUUUUCUUUACUCCUACAAAUACCAUGUAGAAUGACUGUCCCAGGCAAGGACAAUCCUAACAUUCAGACCGGAGGUUGUUAAUCCUAAAUGCAGGAUCAGAGUGCUACCUUCAAGUCAUGUCUGCUGGCAAAAUCUCCUGGUAGUCUGAACCAAUACGUAGAAUGUGACCACCUAUAAAUAGAUUUUGAACUUUUGCCUACAGUGACUUUAAGCUAGGGUCUUCUUUGCCCUCUCAUCCUUUAGUCUGAGAUAGCCUGCUGUCACAUUCUAGUGAUGCUAAACUGGGCAUUUAGCUAGUGCAGUUUUCAGUAGCCCUAAGGAAGUUAAAAUACACAUCUAGAGCUGACUUUGAGAACAGCUGGCCAUAACCCUAUCUUCUCCCCUUCUUGAUUGCACUUAGCCAAACCUACAACCACACAAUCCUCUGAAACUAUUCUUCCAUGAGCACAGACACUCUGUGGCAGGGGUAUCUGUAGGCUCACAAAGCUUCUGGCUUGUAGUUUCUCCAUCCUGGGAGGAACCAGGGGUCUGUUGAGCCUGAGGAGGUUGCUAUUAAGCAGCAGAAAUAUUGCUCCGCUAGAGAAUGUUUCUGAAAUUAUAUUUAUGUUUAGAUGAAAUAAGCAUAAUAUUUAUUAGCUAGACAGUGUUGCACAAAAUAUUAUUGUGAUGUUUUAUGUUCAAUUUUCUUUUGCAGUAUUUCUAUGUACACAAUACCUAUUUUCACUGAAAAUAAAAUUGCUGGGUCCCAACUGUGGCUUU